Messenger RNA from Anneissia japonica, 4802 nucleotides. RefSeq names its product neurogenic locus notch homolog protein 1-like. The transcript is spliced from 32 exons. NCBI's taxonomy places the organism in Eukaryota, Metazoa, Echinodermata, Crinoidea, Comatulida, Comatulidae. The coding region runs from base 87 to 3953 and encodes 1288 amino acids. The record is from RefSeq and is a predicted model, not a curated record. Gene Ontology annotation, biological process: heterophilic cell-cell adhesion; establishment or maintenance of epithelial cell apical/basal polarity. Gene Ontology annotation, molecular function: calcium ion binding. Gene Ontology annotation, cellular component: plasma membrane; protein-containing complex.
UCGGUCGCUGCAGUCGACCGGUGACUGCAACUUUCUGGUGUUUGAUACAUUCACGAUAGGUACUGUUUAGAGCAAUAGAAGGCAAUAUGGACCUGACGAUUCACGGAGUCAUUUUAGUGGCUGCUGCAAUCUCUGGCGUUGUUGGUCAAGGUUGCUUUAACACUCUAUGCUUGAAUGGAGGGACGUGCCUUUCAUCUGGUGACUGUGAAUGUCCACCUAAUUACACGGGUGACAUUUGUCAAACUAUUAACUUAUGCAGUUUAUCACCGUGUCUGAAUGCCGGUACUUGUACACUUUCCGAAGACGGAUUCACCUGUACCUGUCCUUCAACUCACGUCGGCUCCCGUUGUGCUUCGUACCCAUGCGAUACUAAUAUAUGCUUUAAUAAUGGAGUUUGCACGACAACGACAGACCCCGGUGGUACUCUCGAUUUUGUGUGCAUGUGUCCUGCGUGCUUCACAGGCAUUCAAUGCCAGUCAUCCUUAGCCGCGUGUUUUACAAAUCCAUGCCAAAAUGGAGGACAGUGCUACGAUGGCACGUCGUGCUCGCUUCGUACAUGCAUUUGUUUAACUUGUUUCCAUGGAGUAGACUGCGAAUCACCAAUCAACGUAUGCUCGACAAACCAAUGUUUAAAUGGAGGUUUUUGUCAGCCUGAUGCUGUAAACUGCCGUAGUUAUACAUGUGCAUGCCCGUCCUGCUUUAUUGGAAACAACUGCGAGACAGCGGUUCCUAGCCCUUGUAGUAAUCACCAGUGUCAAAACAAUGGAGCAUGCGUAGUUAAUUCACAAUGUUCGGAUUAUUCGUGUGUUUGUUCGAGUUGUUUUACUGGAGACUACUGCACCAUACCCACUACUAUAUGUGCGACUUCCAACCCGUGUUUAAAUGGCGGUAAUUGUCAGAAUAUUGCUGGUGAUUGCAGUAGUUACACGUGCGUCUGUCCUACAUGCUAUACUGGAACGAACUGCGAGGCAGCCCUUUCACCGUGCUCCGUAUCACAGACACUGUGCCUAAAUGGUGGUAUUUGUGUGAAUGACCCAAACCAGUGCAACAGCUUCAGUUGUGUUUGUACUUCGUGUUACACCGGAUCAUUCUGCCAAGACGCAUUGGCUGUGACUUCUUGCGGAGACAUAGUUUGUCAAAAUGGCGGAUUGUGCCAGAUGAUUGGAACGUGUUCAGAAGCAAUCUGUGUCUGUCCGCUUUGCUACACCGGAAACCUUUGUCAGACGUCCACUACUACGUGUGCGACAUCCAACCCGUGUUUAAAUGGUGGUAAUUGUCAGAAUGUUGCUGGUGAUUGCAAUAGUUACAGCUGCACCUGUCCUUCGUGCUUCACUGGAACUAACUGCGAAAUAGCAUUGGCUGUGACUUCUUGCGGAGACAUAUUUUGUCAAAAUGGCGGAUUGUGCCAGAUGAUUGGAUUGUGUUCAGCGGCAACCUGUCUCUGUCCGCCUUGCUACACCGGAGACCUCUGCCAAACGUUGAUUGACCCUUGUGAUGGUAGUAUGUGUUUAAAUGGAGGCACUUGCAGUGUAGUGGCUGGUACUUGCUCAGAGCACUCAUGUGCCUGCCUUCCAUGUUAUACGGGAUCUAGGUGUGAAGAAUUGAUUGAUCCAUGUCAGGAUAGUAUGUGUUUAAAUGGCGGUACAUGCACCGUAGUGGCUGGUACCUGCUCAGAAUACUCAUGUUCAUGCCCUCCGUGUUACACAGGAUCCAAAUGUGAAGAAUACAUGAACCCGUGUGAUCCGAACCCUUGUCAAAAUGGUGGAACGUGCGCGCGUGACAGCUCAUGCCAAUCAUUUGUAUGCUUCUGUAGCAACUGCGUCAGCGGUGACCUUUGUCAAGAUAUUGCAAAUCCGUGUGCUAAUGUUGAAUGUAAUACAGGCGUAUGCAUCACUGACGGUAAUUCAUGUAUUUCUACCGAAUGUCUGUGCCCUGAUUGCUUUAGUGGUGAUUCUUGCCAAACAUUUACUGGUCCGUGUGAAGUUAAUAGGUGUUUGAAUGGAGGCGUUUGCCAACAAGUAGAGGGCAGCUGUGACUUUUUCCUGUGCACGUGUUCUGGUUGUUAUACUGGCGAUCGGUGUGAAUUCCCUGUAGCAGAUCCGUGUGAUAAUCAUAACUGUCAGAAUGGUGGUGUUUGUGUACGUAAAGGAAAUACGUGUACAGAAAAAUCGUGUGCUUGUCCAGAAUGCUACACUGGACCACUUUGCGAAACCCUUAUAAGCGGAUGUUUCGACCACCAAUGCCAGAACGGUGGCCAAUGUUUACCAAUUCAAGGAACGUGCAAUCAAUACGUGUGCCUGUGCGCUGACUGUUAUAGUGGACCAAAGUGUGAAAUAGCCCGGAGUGAUUGCAAAGAAGAUACUUGCAAAAAUGGAGGAACUUGCAUCCAGGGAUUUGAUCCAUGUAGCUUUCCAUCAUGCACCUGUCCGCCAUGCUACAUUGGACCUGAGUGCCAGACAUAUUUGAAUCCAUGUGAUGGCAUCACCUGUCAAAAUGGAGCGCAGUGCGAGUACACGGAAGGCGCUUGCUCAUUCAGUUGCAGUUGUACAGGAUGCCACACAGGGCAGUUAUGCCAAACUGUCGUAGAGGCGUGCAGUAACAAUUUGUGUGAAAACGGGGCAGCGUGCAUAGCCCAGCUUGGAUCUUGCACUGAAUAUACGUGUUCGUGUCCAGUUUGCUACUCAGGACAAUUCUGUGAUCAAAAACUUGAUGCGUGUAUGACUCUCAAUCCAUGUGACAAUGGCGGGAUGUGUGUUGCUGUGCAAAAUGAUUGUGCGGCAUUCACGUGUGCAUGUCCGAUGUGUGUCUCGGGAUUUACCUGUAACGUCAGUAAGCCCUCCAACAUGGCGUUGGUGGCCUCACUAAAACCAGCCAAUGAGAAAUCCAGCUAUUACAUGUUUGAUCCUUGCCUCGCUAACGUCUGUGAGAACGGAGGAACAUGUGUGUCCAACGGCUGUACGAAUUACAUCUGUGACUGCCCGAAUUGUUACCAGGGUGACUAUUGCGAAACACGAGUUGAUUUCCCGUGUGAUAUGAAUCCUUGUAUGAAUGGUGGAGUAUGUACCAAUAACGGUGUGUGUGGAAGCGGCCAAUAUUCCUGCAACUGCACUUUUGGGUUCACGGGAAAGGAUUGUGACAAAAAUUCAGUUAUAAACAUUGAUAGUUGCACCAGUUCUCCGUGUAUGAACGGAGGUUCAUGCAUGUCGCUCUCCGACGGGUACUAUACUUGCCUAUGUGCGCCAGAUUACUCAGGAAUCAACUGUGGUAGUUUGACUGCCACCAAUCCGAUAACAAAUGACGCUUGUUCUAGCAACCCGUGUGAAAAUGGAGCAACUUGCCGGAACAGCUAUCUAAGCAGUAUGGGUAACUCGGAGUUCUAUCAGAAGCAGUAUGCCUGUAUCUGUCCGCAAGGCUACACUGGGAUCAACUGUGCUUCAUCAACACUCAAUAACCCGACGGAGGACGUCUGCAGCGAAGUACGUAUGUGUCAGAAUGGUGGCGUAUGUCACAAUCUAUUCCAAACAGAUCUUCCUGCAAACAUGCAUUAUUUCUGCAAAUGUCCUGUUGGCUUCAUUGGUCAACAAUGUGAAACUCCAUAUUCGGAUCCGUGUAACAGUUCUCCGUGCCUGAAUGGAGGAAUGUGUUCAUCUACCACCACCUACUUUCAGUGUGAUUGUCUUCAGCCCUUUGGUGGCAAUACGUGUUCUAAUUUUGUAGGGUCCCUUGUAGGCAGGAAAAGGAGAGAAGUUAACGAUGUAGCAACAGCCGAUGUUUACUAUUCUAGAGAGAAUUUAAGGACUCCUGAGACUGACAACAACUUGAUGAUCCUAGUUAUCAUCUCUCUUAGUCUCUUUUCUGUGAUAGCACUGGUUGCAAUAGCGAUAUCAUUUAAGAAAUAUCACCGAGAGAUCAACAAUACGGAGGACAUGCCCGUCUUUCUAAAGAAAUACUAACACUCAUACGCACUACAGUAUACAGACACAUACCAAACACAUACAUAAACAUACAUGCAGAAAUGCAUACUUUAGUUACAUGAAUGUCAGUCACUAACAUUGAAACUGACUGGCUUUGUGGUCACAACCCCUAUAUGGUCAGAGAAUAUUAUAAACAAAAUAAUAGGCCUAGAGUAAUGACAUCCUAUACGGUAAUUAUACCCAAGCAGACCGCAAUAGUAAAAACUAUGUUACAUAAAUUUACACUAGCGUUGUUCCACGCAUGUGUAAGCGUUUGAAAAUUCAGUUGCUUAUAACCAGAUUUGAAUUCCCAACGUAGCCCCAAUGCCCAAGUUGGUUAAGGCGUCUGCAUAGAUCGCAGAACGUCCCGGGUUCGAAUCCCGGUUCGUAAAUUUUGUUUCAAACUCGCACUCUAACGUUAAAAAUUAUAUAUUAACAGUUCAUAUCUACUCUAUCCAUAUCUAUGUAGACUCUUAGAAAUCCAAGUAAAAGCUAUGAUCAUUUUCAUAUAACCAUGUAAUGAUGAUGAAAAAUGCUCUAAUUGUUAGAAAACCUGAUUCACAAUUUCUGGAGUAUGGCACAUACAACUAGUUAGUUCACCUGUGCUCAUUAUCUAUAUGGAUCGAAGCAAACAAAGCAAUCCUUCCGAUUUUUUUGUUAAGGUAAUGGCAAUUGAAUACUUAGCAAACGUUUUAGACAGGAAUGUAGAUUAAAGGUAAAUCAAGUUUAGAUUCAACACCAAGAUGUCACCAGUGAAGGAUUUGCUUUUGGAAGAGUUUAAUGAAUAAUAAAAUUUGAAUGUCCACACAGACUACCACACACACACACACACACACACACACACACACA